Messenger RNA from Vollenhovia emeryi, 2278 nucleotides. Its product is annotated as protein FAM151B. NCBI's taxonomy places the organism in Eukaryota, Metazoa, Arthropoda, Insecta, Hymenoptera, Formicidae. The transcript is spliced from 5 exons. Bases 266 to 1243 code for a protein of 325 amino acids. The record is from RefSeq and is a predicted model, not a curated record.
GUACGUGCCAUUACGUGCGCCCGGAUUUCGACGAUCGGCCGACCGCUUCGCUCCACUCCUGUGGAGACAGUCAGUCGUUUCGAAGCUGCCGAGUUGACCGGGCGGUUCUAGUCGAGAGCCGUAGAGAGGCCGCGUCGUUCCGCGCUGUGUAUCUCUCUCUCUCUCUCUCUCUCUUUCUACAUAUUUCUCUUUCUCUCUCUACGAGACCGUCACCUUUAUUCUUUCACACCCUGUCCCAGCCUUUGUUGGCCGCCCCAUCGAGACUAUGAGGACCAUGGCGAGGACUACGAUCGCGACGGUUAUACUAGCGGUGAUGAUCCAGACUGCCAUGUGCACCAGCAACUGCUCGCGCAUAUGCUCUCCGAGCGAGUUCUUUCCCAAUGUCAAAGGCAAUCUCACGAAGAUCGUCUGGGCGCACGCUGUCAACAGCCAGGCGGAAUUGGAAAAGGCACUCUCGUCAGCGGACGUCAUGAUGCUGGAGGCCGACGUCGUGAUGGGCAAAGUUAACAAUACCAGCGGCAAUUACACCAAUAUCCCGAUAAUGGCGCAUCCACCGGCCAAGGAGAGCGAUCUGUCGCUCGAGGAGUUCCUCAACGCCACCAACAUCAACGGCAAGAAGGGCAUCAAGCUGGACUUCAAGUCCAAUGAAGCUUUCGAGAGCAGCAAGCCCAUUCUCGACAGGAUGCGACGGAACUUUAAGUACCCACUUUUCCUCAACGCGGACAUCCUGCCUGGACCAGUCAACGCUACUACCGCUAACACCGUUCCGCUGAACGCGACGGAAUUCGUGAAAGGGGCGAGCCUUGUUUUGCCGGAGUCUACUCUUUCUGUCGGUUGGACAACCAGAUACGGGAAGGAAUCUAACAUCACCGAGGGCCGAUACACCACGGAGCAGCUCAAGAAGAUGGUCGACACUCUCACGGAGAGUCGUAUUACCCAGCCGGUAACUUAUCCCGUACGAGCCGGCCUCGUCGCGAACGAUAUCGAUGGCAUGAAGGCGUUACUGAAGAACACGACGUCGACCAACGUGACCCUGACGAUCUGGUCGCCAGAGGGCGACCACGUCGACGCCGCGCAACUCUCAAAACUGAUCAAAGCAGUGGGAGUCGACAAGGUCUACGUGGACGUACCGAAGGACUUGAGGAGCAAACUCAACCUCUCGGGCGCGUCCGCGAUGACACCCGCGAUGAUGAUAAAUUUGGGCGCGUCGCUGGCGCUUAUGGCCCUGUCGAGGAUGCUGUAAGGUCGGGGACGUGGGUAGGAGACGUAGACUUGUGCGGGGAGAUUCGAGAAACGGGAGGGGCACCUCGUCCCCCAGGAGCCUCUCGAUAAAGAAACGAAAGUACGAGCGAACGACGAGGUCCGAUAACAAUCGCGCGCCGUGAAUGUCGUUUGAUCGUCAUCGCGAUUGUCCGAUCGGACCUUCGUCCGUCUCAUCGGCUACAUUUCUUACCUCCCACGACAUCCGAGAUUCGUCGUCGCAGCGAAUAAUUUCCACAGCGAGGCAUUUUCCACGCGAGACACUUCCCUAUCCGAGGACAAAAAAAAAUGCACGUUUUUGCCGAAUAGAAUUUGUACUUAAAGAAAUCGUGCAAGCGACACGCAAAAUAAGAAAAUCCGAUUGUAUAAAAUAUACUUUCUUUUCUAAAUAUAUCCGACGUUAGUAAGCAGUAACGUAAAAACAAAAAAAAAAGAUAUGUGUAGGCGAACGCGUUCCAAUUGUAUCGAGAGUAACUUUAAUACCGUUGAUAAACAGUAACGCUUUACCUAUUGUUAAUUAAUGUCUAAACAGUUUCUUAAUAUUAUAUUAUACGUAUAUUAAAUACAAAUCAAUUGAUAACGUAGCAACCACACACGCACGCGCACGACCGAUCACACACUCGAAAUACUUGUUGCGCAAAAAAUAUGUAUGUUAAAGAUGUAACGAUUAUAUAUGAAGGACGCGUGUCUCCGACAAAUUGCCCUCAAGUUUUUUAUUAAAGUACAAAGUAUAGCGAUACGAGAAGAGCGCACCUUACGUAACUUCGUGUCGAGUACUAAUUACCGAGCGCGUCCGCGCGCGCUCCUCACGCGUUUAAAUGUCCCUUCGUAAUGUUCACCGCCCUGUACCUGCGUUUAACAUAUCUCCGAUUUAGGUGCAGCAACAGAUUAUAUUAGUCUCUAUAUAAGCUACGCAUUAAAGCCAAAGGAUUUAAAAAAACAACAGCAGUAUACAGUGCGAGAGCGCAUUGCGUUUGAUAAUGAGUCAAUAAAACAUUACGCAAAAUUACGGAGGAAA